This is a messenger RNA of Cloeon dipterum, 1184 nucleotides long. Its product is annotated as brachyurin-like. NCBI's taxonomy places the organism in Eukaryota, Metazoa, Arthropoda, Insecta, Ephemeroptera, Baetidae. The transcript is spliced from 7 exons. Gene Ontology annotation, molecular function: serine-type endopeptidase activity. Gene Ontology annotation, biological process: proteolysis. The record is from RefSeq and is a predicted model, not a curated record. Bases 102 to 1109 code for a protein of 335 amino acids.
UGAUUCGGAGUGGGACUCACCAAACAGUAUAUAAACCCCUGAAAAGAAGAGGUGAAACAAACGCAACUGGGAAUCAUUUUGCUGCUGUUGCCGGCUUCGCGAUGCGCACCUCCCUGUGGAUUGCUGUGCUUGCUCUUCUCGCGCAAGCUUCUGCUGGGGUCUCGAAAGGUCUGAAGGAAGAUGCUGAAAAAACAGUCGACUUUGAUGUAGAGGAUUUCACGAAAGUAUACACUGUGGAAGCACUGCUGGCAGAUGCCAAUUACACAGAAACCGAAAUCUUGCUGUCGAACUUAGAGAGCACCACGAAUUCUGCAGUUGCUCCAACCACUGCCACACCGAUCAAUCACAACGGAACGGAUGACAAAAGAAUUUUGGGAGGAACACUAAUUAAUACUGUUGCCGAACUCGUGCCGCCACUCAACGCCUAUAUCUUUGUUGAAGCCAAAAAUGCUGCUGGAGUUGUUAUAAGUAGCUGUGGUGGUGUAUUGCUGUCGAACAUUUGGGCGUUGACGGCCGCUCAUUGCGUCGCGCUGGCCACAGAUAUUACUGUCAUUGCUGGGGAGAUAGCUGAUCCGGUAACAGCUGCAGCCGGCAUAAAAAGCACAGCCACGGCAAUCAUUCAUCCCCAGUUUCUGCUGAACUUCUUGAUAAAUGACAUCGCUCUGCUUAGUAUAGACACACCUCUUGCUGGGGUCGGGGCAGCUAAAUUGUCAACCGUCAAACCCACCGCUGCGUUGAACAAUCUGAUGUUUAAAACAAUGGGAUUCGGUCCUGUUGACGACACACCUUUCGCGAGCGCUGGGGCAACACUGCAUGUUGUCGAUAUGCAGAAUAUGAAUAAGGCAACGUGCAACCAACAGACAGCACCAAUUUUCGUGGCGUACCCUGGAAACACGGGAUGUUUGAGCACCGCUGGCGGAACUAAAGGAAUCUGCAAUGCUGACCCCGGUGGACCUGUUUUUCACGAAUCUCCCACUGACACCGAGGGUAAAAUUAUUGGCAUCAACUCUCAAUUUAUUGGCUGCCCACGUCAACAACCCAGCUCGUUCACCUGGAUUUUCCCCUUCAUUCCCUGGAUCAGAGCUAAGACUCUCAAAACAUUUACGUAAUGCUGCGUACCUCAUCAUUAUUUACACUUGGUGUUGGAAGGUGGGACCCAAAUAAAUAUUUUUUAAUGAAAAUUA